AUUGUGGGACAUCAAAACACACGAAUGUUUACGCAAUUUUUGGAGGACUCUAGUCGGCAAAAUCACUAGAACUUGGCGUAAAUCUUAAUUAAAAUGUUGGCCACAUGUGAAAAGUUCCGGCCCUUGCUUACGGGCUUAUUGCGAGGGCAAUAUGGUCAACAGAUUGCCGGCAUGAAGUUUUUCGCACCUCCGAUCAAAUACGAUAAUAUUGAAAUGCCAGAACGGCCUAAGCUCCGUUUUAUGGACAAAGUGCCGAUACUACCGAGCAACUUGCGUGCGCCCAAAAUGCAGAAGAAAUUGAAAUGGAUGCGUGGCCCCGAGACUGUUCACAACUCACUGGUUCACAAACAGUACGGUAUCAUUGCGACCGGCGGUGGACGGUUACGGUGGGGUCACUUCGAAAUGUUGCGACUUACGAUCGGUCGAAAAAUGGAUACAAGCCGAAUGUUUUCCAUUUGGCGCGUAGAAGCGCCUUGGCAGCCGGUCACCAAGAAGGGUCAAGGGCAACGCAUGGGUGGCGGUAAAGGUGCCAUCGAUCACUACGUAACCCCGGUAAAGAGCGGCAGAGUGAUUGUAGAACUGGCCGGAGAGUUAGAGUUUGUUGAAGCGAAGAAAAUCCUGGACAUUGUGUGCCCCAAGUUACCGUUCAAGGCGAUGGUAGUGUCGCAGGAAAUGUUAGACAAGAUGAAGGCAGAGGAAGAGCGUCUUGAGCGGGAGAAUCUAAAUCCAUGGAACUUUAAGUACAUCGUUCAAAAUAAUCUGGGAGGGUGCCAUCGAUGGCUUUCACCGGUUGACCAUAAAUGGUUCGGAAAGUAUGUGUAAUUAGGAGAAUCGUGUAAUAAAUCAUACAGUAGACGAUUUAUGUUUUACA
This is a messenger RNA of Anopheles coustani, 871 nucleotides long. RefSeq names its product large ribosomal subunit protein uL16m (gene mRpL16). The record is from RefSeq and is a predicted model, not a curated record. Gene Ontology annotation, biological process: mitochondrial translation. Gene Ontology annotation, cellular component: ribosome; mitochondrial large ribosomal subunit. Lineage: Eukaryota; Metazoa; Arthropoda; Insecta; Diptera; Culicidae. Bases 94 to 822 code for a protein of 242 amino acids. The transcript is spliced from 3 exons. Gene Ontology annotation, molecular function: structural constituent of ribosome; rRNA binding.